This is a messenger RNA of Symsagittifera roscoffensis, 769 nucleotides long. RefSeq lists its product as uncharacterized. The coding region runs from base 38 to 769 and encodes 243 amino acids. NCBI's taxonomy places the organism in Eukaryota, Metazoa, Xenacoelomorpha, Acoela, Convolutidae. The record is from RefSeq and is a predicted model, not a curated record. The transcript has 6 exons.
AAAACUUGAACUUCAAUCACUGUUCCCACUAAGCAAAAUGAUUUUGCUUUGCAGCAGCAUUUUCUUUAUUUUAAAGGUGGGAGUGACUCUGUGUACUGUGCCUGGAUCCUUAAAUUCAUCUAGUGGAGCUGCAGAUGGCCCCAGGUGGAUGUCGCAGCAGUUCGUCUUGCCCAACUUCCUAUCUUUCUUCGGACUCAGAUGUCGUCAGAUGAACCAGAUGUUCUGUCUGUCGGGUGUUUAUUUUGGUUUGGACAGAGUGAGUGAUCGGCUGCCAAGGGAGAGUGACUUGAGAGUGAUAGAGAUGGCCGUGAGACCAUCGUACAAACUCAUCAACUGGUACCCCUUUCUCAGACAAAACCCCUCAGAUAUUUGCUGUAGCUUCCAGAAAUACAUCUACCAGACUCAAGGCCAGGAGAAAGGAGUGAGUCCGGAGGAGUAUUUGGAUCUGUUGUUCGACUUCUACGCCCCAGAGGACAAACAGGUCAACUGGAUACAGGCCACUUACAUUUCUAAAUUGUGUUACAAUGUCAUCACUGAGAUCGGUUUUGGACCUGGCCAGCUGAAAAUGUCGGGAGAAUUCUACCUUAACGAACAGUUCGUCCUCCCCGUGGAGAAAGGCAUGGGUAUACUGAAGAUCCCCGGAAAUGAUAUCAGAGGGGCAAUCACGUUCAGAUGGUUCCGCAAACAUAUCAUCUGUGAAUCACAGCCAUGGAUAUGCACCAUAGAUGACCCCUCAGAUUGGGCGGAGGAGAGGCGGAGGCCGGAGUGA